UGUUGCAAGCUAAGAUACUCUUCUCUUGACAAGAACACAUCUUUCUGCCCCUCGGUUAUAUAGGAGUGGAAUCUUUGUUCCUGGCUGAGACUGGUGUGACUUGCCAGCUCACCUGCAGGUGUGACCUGUGCUGGAACGAGGAAGCGUGCAGUGUAAUUCCCUGCUCUGCCUAAUGUAUGGUUAAAUUGAUAGAAAAACACUGAGGAGGCUUAGACAUUCUAUUCCUCUGACAGCCUUCUACAAAUGCAAGCUAUUAAUGACCAUUGCCUUUAAUGGACAAAAACAGUACUGGCAAUUCCUUUGUGCUCUUUAUUUAAUGGCGUAACAAGCAAGCACAUUAGCUAUUUUUAUUCAUACAGCCAGACAUAGGCCAGUAUGGCAGAGCAGCUAUGAAAUGUCUGCAUAGCUAAGUGGGAACACAUCUGCUGUUGAGAACUAAAUCUUUUUCUUUUAGUUACAGUAUUUUGAGAGAGUUCCACUAGUGAUCGUCUGAUCUCUCUAUUUGACUGUGGUGUAGAUUUUCAAGAUUUUGCAUUAAAAUAGGCAGAACAUUCUUUUCAGUCCCCGACUUUGUCAACUGUUUCAGUCAACAAUGAAGAUGUAAUGCAAUCAGAGAUGUGGGUGGUGAAGGGAGAGCCUGCGCAGGUUAAAGGUUCGGUUCUUGUCCUUUCAGGAAGCUUCUUGACUAUCUGUUCUGACGUGCUGCUUAGUGACAGGCGCACAGAAGGAGCCGAGUACAGUGACAAUGUUAGCAAAUGCUAGUUUAGAGAGAUGCAGUGUUUGUUUGGGGGAUUUUUAAAUGCUGCUGAGUUCUGAAAUUAUAUUUUCAUCUUUUUUUUUUUCCCUCUGUUUCCUUUAUCUAUCUACUUUAGCAGAAAAAUGUCUUCCAUAGCUUGCCAGUUAGUGUGAAAAAAUUAAGGUUCCAGAUAAUAAAUAAUCUGAAUAUUUCAAAGCCGAGAGUAGGUUAUGGAUUGACUUGGGGGGUAGAGGAAGGUGAAGCUAAGCACUUCUUAUGGUUUUGAGGUGUGUGCAAGGUGAACAAAUAGUUAUCCUCUGUACUGACAUGUGAUCAUACAAAACAAAAAACUUCAUGCCUGUGGCGGAUGUUAGAGGUGCUAAGGAAAGAAAAAAAAACCAACAACAUUAAAUAAAUAGAUACUACUCUUUCCACAGUUAGAAAUUUGUCUUAUGCUGGAGUAGAUAUCAUGUUGUCACAUAUAUUAAUUAAUUUACUUAAUCAAAUUAUAAGGCAUGCUUACAAAACUCUUGUUUAUAUCCACCAAGUUAAGAUGUUUUUACUGAGUGCUUAAUGUUUGUUCCCAGUGAUGGUAUUGCUUCUUGGUGCAGCCAAAUAUUUUUCCUAGUUAUUUUCUUAGUUAUCACUUAUCUACCUGUUUUUUUCUUUUCUGUCUGUAUUGUCAAAGCGUGCAUGUGUAACUUCUUCCUUGGUAGGUCUCUCUCUUUUUCAGAUGUCAGUUGUUGCACCAAAAAGCUCAGCUGGAGAAGUGUACCUACUGGUAUAAAAUAGCGUUGCUGUUUUGAAGGGGUGGAUUGGGACACUUGUUGCAGAGAUCAUCUGCUUUGUAACGUUAAGGUGUUUCCUUCAGCUGGCCUUUGUAUGCAGACCACCUUUUGUCCUCUUCAGCCCAUUCAGAAUUUGACUCAAGUGUAGGCUCUCAGUCCAGUGUAAAGAUGAUGGUUGGGAGCAAAGGUAAAGAAUGAUGUAAUGCAGCGGCAGCCAGAAAGCAUCUUUUGUGAGAAUUGUGCAAUGGCUACUCCAGUCAUCUCCUGAUGAAUCAGAUGUGAAGGGUUGCUCUGUGGAAUGAGCCCUUUGUAACGGCACAUCAACUGGAAGCAGGAGGAGACAUUCAGCUGAAGAGCUCUUUCUGAAAAUGGGUUUAACUUUUCUUUUGCCAGUCACUACCAGCAUGACCUCAUACACUUCUAGUACAAUGCUGUGGCUAAGCCUUUGAGUACACAGCCAUUACAUCAUUGCAGCAAAUUAGAGAGGGAGGUGGUGAAAGAGGCCUCAUUGUUGUCAUGGCCGAUGAGAUGAUCAGCACUCAACUCAUUGUCGCCGAGAAGUUGGUGGCUUUGCUGGAGAGUGGUACUGAAAAAUUGCUGCUGAUUGACAGCCGCCCCUUUGUGGAAUACAAUACGUCCCACAUCUUGGAUGCCAUCAAUAUCAACUGCUCAAAGCUUAUGAAGCGGAGGCUGCAGCAGGACAAAGUUUUGAUUACAGAGCUCAUUCAGCAUUCAGCAAAACACAAGAUUGAAAUUGAUUGCAAGCAGGAAGUAGUAGUAUAUGACCAAAGCUCUAAAGAUGUGACCUCUCUCUCACCUGACUGCUUUCUUACUGUGCUCCUGGGCAAACUGGAGAAGAACUUCAUCUCUGUAUAUCUGCUUUCAGGUGGAUUUGCUGAAUUCUCCAGCUGUUUCCCUGGUCUCUGUGAAGGAAAAUCCACGCUUGUCCCUACUUGCAUUUCUCAACCCUGUCUACCAGUCUCUAACAUUGGCCCAACCAGGAUUCUGCCUCAUCUCUAUCUGGGGUGUCAGCGGGAUGUCCUCAACAAGGAGAUGAUCCAGCAGAAUGAUAUUGGAUAUGUACUAAAUGCCAGUAAUACUUGUCCAAAGCCCGAUUUCAUUCCAGAAUCCCAUUUUUUGAGAGUGCCUGUGAAUGACAGCUUUUGUGAGAAGAUUUUGCCUUGGUUGGAUAAAUCAGUUGAUUUUAUAGAAAAAGCAAAAGCAUCAAAUGGCCGUGUGUUAGUGCACUGCUUAGCUGGAAUAUCUCGUUCUGCCACAAUCGCUAUUGCAUACAUCAUGAAGAGAAUGGAUAUGUCCUUAGAUGAAGCUUACAGAUUUGUGAAAGAAAAAAGGCCGACCAUUUCUCCCAACUUCAACUUUCUGGGCCAGCUUUUGGACUUUGAGAAAAAAAUCAAGAACCAGAGCGGUCAGCCUGGACACAUCAGCAAGCUGAAACUUCUGCACUUGGAGAAAAGCGGCGAGCACGUGCUGGUGCCAGAGGGGGGGCAGAGCAGCCUCGCCACGAGUCAGCUCUGCAUCACUGCUACCUCAGAGAUCGUAGAACCGAAGCCCGCAGACCCCGGCAACAUGCCAUGCACUCACUUGCCCUCGCUGGAGGACAGCCCACUGGUACAGGGCAUAAAUGGGCUGCACGUCUCCCUAGAUAAGGUAGAAGACAGUAACCGGCUGAAGCGCUCCUUUUCACUGGAUAUCAAAUCUGUGUCCUACUCUGCCACUAGCAGCUGUGUGACUGCAUCAGUGCAGGGCUUCACCUCCUCCGAAGACACCCUGGAGUACUAUAAACAUGCAACAGCUUUAGAGGGAAGCAGCAAGCUGUGUCAGUUCUCCCCUGUGCAGGAGGUCUCAGAGCAGACCCCAGAAGCCAGCCCUGAUAAAGAGGAAGCAAACCCUCCAAAGAAGCCCCAGAAUGCCUGGCAGCUGGAUAACCAGAGCAAGCGGCACAUGGGGAGAUCCAGCAGCAGUGCAGUCACUCAGCGGGCGCUCCUGUACCCGCUGCACCGGAGCGGGAGCAUGGAAGACAACUACCGAACGAACUUCUUGUUUGGGCUCUCCACCAGCCAGCAGCACUUGGCGAAAUCUGCGGCUGGGCUGGGCCUCAAAGGCUGGCACUCAGACAUCUUGGCUCCUCAGACAUCAGCCCCAUCCCUUACCAACAGCUGGUACUUUGCAGCCGAGUCCUCACAUUUCUACUCUGCCUCUGCCAUCUAUGGGAACAGUGCUGCCUACUCUGCCUACAGCUGCAGCCAGCUGCCCACGGGCUGCGAGCAAGCCUGUGCUGUGCGCAGGAGGACGAAGCAGGGCAACCGCGGAGACUCCAGGAGGAGCUGGCACGAGGAGAGUUCUUUUGAAAAGCAGUUUAAACGCAGAAGCUGCCAGAUGGAGUUUGGGGAAAGCAUCAUAUCGGACAACAGAUCCAGAGAAGAACUGGGGAAGGUGGGCAGUCAGUCGAGCUUUUCGGGCAGCAUGGAAAUCAUUGAAGUGUCCUGAGGAGUGGUGGACUAGUGUGACUGUAGUGGAGGCGCUCCCCCUCCAGAUCCCUGCAGGUCUGAAAAGGACAAACCCUGUGCAGAAGGGGGAGGGAGGAGACAUGGAGCUUUGGUGGGAGCACAGUGACUAGAUUGAUAGAGCAAGGCAACAAGAGAACAUCCGCACGAGGAGACUGAGCCUACCAUUGGGGUCUUCUCCUCCCAUCCUGGAGAAGGGCAGAACAUUUCAAAGAUUUUCCCCUGACACAGGAAGCAAUUACGUGCAAUGGAUUGCACAUCCUUUCAAUGUUUUCAGAAAGGAAACUCUCUUGGUACCAGACCAUUUCUCUGCUUCCACUGAAACACGCUCCUACCCAUCAAAGCUAGUUUUAUUCUCCCCUCCUCAAGCCCCAAGUCCUCACCAGUGCACCUUAGCUCUGACGCUGAGCCAACCUCUGGAAGGAGACCUGAGGAGAAAGGAGGCUGGGAGUGAUUCCAAAGGAACUAGGGACUGGUUGCAGCAAGGCUGGUCUGAAAAGACAAUUCAGACAAAUGUAAAUACUGGUGUAACUAUUGUUCUAAUGGAUAGGCUUUAGGUGAUUUUCUAGAGAGCUGCUUCAGAGAAGAAACCAGUACCUCAAAAAUAUAACAAACUAGGGCUUUAUGGCUGCCGGAUGCCGGUAGUCAGUUGGUAAGCAAUGUGAACAAUAACAACUAGCCACGUUGGAUUUUUUUUAAAGCUGUCUACGCACAAGUGUUUCAGUUGGCCUAGCAGUAAUUCUUAAGACAAGUGAUCUGUAUUUGUGGCCAUUUCCCCCAUUCUUUUGAAACAUAAAAUAAGCAGUGUUUGUAUUUCUGCUAUUAAGCUGGCUUCUGGGAGAGGGACAGUUUGGCUUCUAAGCUGUAAUGGAGCAGUUACCACUUAAGAUGACAGAGAAGUGGCUAGUACAAUGCCACAAAGCCCUCUUCUGGACAAUUAACAAUUCAACAGAUGGCUCUAGAAAAAAGGGGUUGUAAGCUCCGGUGGGCUGGGGUUUUGUUCUGAACUGAGGGCUACCUUACAGGCCUGUUUUUCAUACCCUGCUCCAGUCUACGUGUGGGAUGAGAGUGAUUCGUGGUUUUGUUUUUUUUCCCCCCCACCAUCUUCACCCAGACUGAGGACUCUGAGGCAGAUGCCCGUUUCAGGUUUGCUGACUUCAUUUGAGAAAGAGAUCUGUUCAUGUGUCCAGGGAAUACAGAAAGGGGAACUCCAAAGUCCCAUCUCAUUAUGCAGUGGGAAAGAAACAAGAGUUUGAGAAGACAGCUUUAAUGGAAAGCCUGCUCACCUCCUGCACUUGCAGAUCCAAAGGAACUUCAGUUUUGGCUGCUGUCCUCUGUCCCAGCUUAGGGUCCUGGUUUCCCAGUGUGCUGAUGCAGAAUUUGGCUGCAAUUGACUCUAGUUGCUCUGCCACGGGCCAGCGUUCUGUUUUCUGAUCUCCACCAACCAAGAAUGUGCCAGGGUGAGGAGGUGUUUUUUCCCCACUGCCAGCGAGGUGUUUCAUGGGAGAUGAGGCACGGCCUCCUUGUGUUGUUUUUGACAGAGAACCAGCUGCUUCCCCUGCAGCGUGCCAUUCUUGUGGUAUGUCAGCUGCUGCUGUGCAUGCACAGCGCUGUGCCGAGCUGGCAGUGGGCAAGGAGUGGGAGCAGAUGCGCAGUGCAGAGCUCCGUCUUCCCCCUGGUGCUGGGAUGGAAGCUGCACAUGUGUUAGCUUGGGCUUCCCCGAGGCCCCACAGAACGCAGAUGUGGGGGGAAAUAUAUUGUUUUGUCCAAUUUCAGUGCAGGCGGCUGAAAACUGUAAAUCACAUGUAACAAAAACCUACCCCUGGCCAACAGCUUUAAAAAAAAAUUGUCUGCGGCAAACUGAAGCCCUAAUUCAAGUCAGCAGCUUGGGUGUUGUUUUUUUUUUACUGUAAGUUUAGCUAGUUUGUGACUCAAAUCUCAGGUUUUACUAUAUUGAAAAGCAGAGAAAAUCUCAUCUUUGUUUUGUGGCUAGGAUGUGACAGUUUCCUACAGCGGACUGUAUAAAAUAGCACUGAAAGCUACAGCAUUGAUUAACUUGAUCCUAAAUUGUGCAAAAGACACACAGAGAGGCAGCAAGAGGAUGGGCUGAACCUAGAGGCUGUGUUGGUGAGGUGUGUGAAGUGCCGGAAGAAGGGCAGCGCAGGCAAGGGCAGCCAACGCUGUGCUGUGAAGUAGGUCAGGCUGGAGCUGCUUGUUAAGCAUACUGCCACUUGGCUGUGUUUACAUAACGAGUGAAAGCAAUUACAUUAUGACUGUUUCCAGCAUAUAUACACACUGAGCGUGUAUAUAUACACAACCAUUUAGUUGUGCUCCUCUCAGGCAGAUUUCAGUAAAGAUCCAUGGCUUUCUUUGAUUUAAAUCACUUAAUGGGGUAAGCGCAAAUAAAUCCCUGCAGGCAGGAACAGAAUUUUCCUGGGUUUUGUGUUCUCAUGUGAGUGUCCCCACGCUCACAUGAGUGUGUAGAGAGUCCUAGUCUCUCUACACAUGCACAUAGGUAUGCUUCAGUUGUUGUGGGUGACUCCUUCUGAGGGACUGAAAUUGGGAUAUCUGGCUCCUAGGGAUUUCCAGUGUGCUGCAGUCACUGCAGGCAUCAAAGCUGUAGGCUCAGAGUGUUGGGGGACAGGUUCCUGUAGGAGGAAGCCGUAAAUCAAUAUCCUGUGCAGGGUGCUGCCCUAUUUCACUUCUCCAGUAGUGUACUGUACCUGAAUGAUGCUGGAAAUGGUUUUUAGAGGGGCAGAACGCAAAAUGGAGGGUGUAAGGGGGGAAUGUGUAUAUGUUCAAUAUGAAUAUAAUGAUCUUUGGUGUAUGGAAGGUGUUUAAAUGGUUCAGAGAGAUGUGAGUUUCUCAUAUUGUGUCAUGAGCAUUACCUGUAUGUUAUGAUGAAAUAAAAUCAUAAAUGGUACCUGUUUAUACAGAA
Molecule: messenger RNA, 6987 nt
Organism: Lagopus muta (rock ptarmigan)
Lineage: Eukaryota; Metazoa; Chordata; Aves; Galliformes; Phasianidae
Gene: DUSP16
Product: dual specificity phosphatase 16
Exons: 8
Coding region: 2041-4032 (663 amino acids)
Biological process (GO): protein dephosphorylation; negative regulation of MAPK cascade
Cellular component (GO): nucleus; cytoplasm
Molecular function (GO): protein tyrosine/threonine phosphatase activity; MAP kinase tyrosine/serine/threonine phosphatase activity
Source: RefSeq, a predicted model, not a curated record